This is a messenger RNA of Quercus lobata, 408 nucleotides long. RefSeq lists its product as uncharacterized. Bases 1 to 408 code for a protein of 135 amino acids. The record is from RefSeq and is a predicted model, not a curated record. The transcript has a single exon. NCBI's taxonomy places the organism in Eukaryota, Viridiplantae, Streptophyta, Magnoliopsida, Fagales, Fagaceae.
AUGAAGAGAUCGAUGAAAAUCCAUUGGAUAAAUUGGAACAAGUUAUGCACUCUAAAGAAGAAAGGGGGAAUGGGAUUUCAGGACUUUCAUGCUUUCAACCUUGCUAUGCUUGCUAAGCAAGCAUGGCGUCUAAUUCAUAAGAAUGGGUCACUUUUUUACAUGGUGUACAAGGCAAGGUAUUUUCCGAAUACCUCUUUCUUGGAUGUUGAGUUGGGGAGUAAUCCAUCGUUGGUGUGGCGUUCACUACUAGUUGCUAGAGACAUCAUUCAUGCAGGGUCACGGUGGAAAAUUGGAGAUGGUAGAAAGAUUUCAGUGGCAACUCACUCUUGGCUACCUCAUUCUCCUGUCUUCUUGAAUGCACCAUCAAUGGAUAUGAAAGUCUAUGACUUAAUAGAUGAGGAAACUUAG